UUAUGAUGAGACGUAUUCUCCAGUAGUUGAUGCUACAACUUUAAGAUUUUUAAUUGGCAUGUCUGUUUUUGAAAGGCUGCAAAUGCGCCUCAUGGAUGUGGUGACCGCAUAUUUAUACGGUUCACUCGAUACAGACAUAUAUAUGAGAAUUCCUGGAGGCUUUAAAAUACCUGAUGCUUAUAGCUCGAAAUCUCGAGAUUUAUUUUCCAUAAAAUUGCAAAAGUCAUUAUAUGGAUUAAAACAAUCUGGACGCAUGUGGUAUAACCGUCUCAGUGAAUAUUUGAUUAAAGAAGGGUAUAAAAAUGAUCCUAUUAGUCCAUGUGUUUUCAUUCAGCGAUCCGAAUCAGGAUUCGCCAUAAUUGC
This is a messenger RNA of Cuscuta epithymum, 363 nucleotides long. The record is from the annotation of a GenBank genome assembly. NCBI's taxonomy places the organism in Eukaryota, Viridiplantae, Streptophyta, Magnoliopsida, Solanales, Convolvulaceae.